Messenger RNA from Chelonoidis abingdonii (Abingdon island giant tortoise), 772 nucleotides. The record is from RefSeq and is a predicted model, not a curated record. Lineage: Eukaryota; Metazoa; Chordata; Testudines; Testudinidae.
AUGCCGGAGGCCGGACGAGCAGCCCCAGCGCGGGCAACGCUCUGGCAGGGCCCUGGAGUGUCCGCUGAGAGGCAGAAGAUCAUCUGGGAGUGGCAGGAGCUGCGAGGGUUUCUGGAGGAGCAGGAGCAGCGGCUGCUGGCCCAGCUGGAAGAGCUAGACAGAGCCAUUGUCCAGAGAAGGGAUGAGGGCAUCUGCAGCCUGUCCUGGGAGAAUUCCCUGCUCAGCGAGAGGGGAGGAGAGAAGGGGCAGCAGCCGCUGAGCCAACCCCUGCAGGGUGCUGGGGGCACUGGGGGCAGCAGGGAGGAUGGGAGGUUUCGGAAGCCAGAGCCGUCGUUUGCAGAGCUGGAGAAGAGACUCAGCGAUUUCUCUCUGAAAAGUGCCAUGCUGCAGGAGUUGCUGCUGGGAUUCAAAGCCAUCCCGAUGAUGAUUAAUUGGUGGGAAACAUACUCAGCAGAAUUAUUUGAAGGUGUUGCACCAGACAGUAAAGGCACAGAGGCAGUGGCUUGUGGGAAAGAUGGCGGCAGAGUAACGCCCACCUUUGGCUCCAGAUUGUCCCAGCCUCCCAGGGGACAGGGAAGGGAACAGGCUGUAGUGGAGCCAGUCCAGGGGCCGGUGAUCUUCGAGGAGGUGGCUGUGUAUUUCACCAGGGAAGAAUGGGCUCUGUUGGACCCCCGUCAAAGAGCCCUCUGCAGAGACGUCAUGCAGGAGAACUAUGAGAAUGUGACCUCGCUGGGUGCCACAAUGGUAUGUGAGUAAAGAGGAGCAAAUUCUC